This is a messenger RNA of Eubalaena glacialis (North Atlantic right whale), 5414 nucleotides long. RefSeq names its product Rho guanine nucleotide exchange factor 12 (gene ARHGEF12). Gene Ontology annotation, cellular component: cytoplasm. Gene Ontology annotation, biological process: G protein-coupled receptor signaling pathway; Rho protein signal transduction. The coding region runs from base 283 to 4917 and encodes 1544 amino acids. The record is from RefSeq and is a predicted model, not a curated record. Gene Ontology annotation, molecular function: GTPase activator activity; guanyl-nucleotide exchange factor activity; G protein-coupled receptor binding. The transcript is spliced from 41 exons. NCBI's taxonomy places the organism in Eukaryota, Metazoa, Chordata, Mammalia, Artiodactyla, Balaenidae.
UUCUCCGGUGCCUUGCCGAGGAGGAUCGCUCCCUAGCUCUAGAACUCGCCUGCUGGCGGACUUGCUCGGCUUGAUUUGGGAGAUAACUUGCCUCGCUCCCACCCACAUCCCCUUUCCUUGACCACUUCCAGUCGGACGUUCUAGAUGACUGAAUGGAGUUUUGAGUUGGACUCUUGUGUCCCCUACGGAGUCGGGCCUGAUCCCGGAGCGCUGGGGGUGGGGUGGAGGUGUUACUGUAAAAUGCAAGUUGGAUAAAAGGAGGACCUCUCGCCAAGGGCCCCAAUGAGUGGCACACAGUCUACUAUCACCGACAGGUUUCCCCUCAAAAAACCUAUAAGGCAUGGAAGUAUUUUGAACCGAGAGUCACCAACAGAUAAGAAGCAGAGAGUUGAGCGCAGUACAUCCCAUGAUUUUGACCCCACAGAUAGCUCCUCCAAGAAGACAAAGUCUAGUUCAGAGGAGAGUAGAUCCGAGAUAUAUGGUCUUGUUCAGCGUUGUGUGAUCAUCCAGAAGGAUGACAAUGGAUUUGGGCUGACGGUCAGUGGAGACAAUCCAGUGUUCGUACAGUCUGUCAAAGAAGAUGGAGCAGCCAUGCGGGCUGGUGUACAGACAGGUGAUCGAAUCAUCAAGGUGAAUGGAACUCUGGUGACUCAUUCAAACCAUUUGGAAGUGGUGAAGCUAAUCAAAUCGGGUUCCUAUGUAGCUCUCACUGUUCAGGGACGCCCACCUGGGUCGCCCCAGUUUCCACUUGCUGAUUCUGAAGUAGAACCAUCAGUCGUUGGACAUAUGUCUCCCAUCAUGACAUCCCCUCAUUCACCUGGAGCAUCUGGGAAUAUGGAGAGAAUUACUAGUCCUGUGCUCAUGGGGGAGGAAAACAAUGUGGUUCAUAACCAGAAAGUAGAAAUUCUGAGAAAAAUGUUACAGAAAGAACAGGAACGGCUACAGUUAUUGCAGGAAGAUUACAGCCGAACACCUGCCCAAAGAUUGCUAAAAGAGAUCCAAGAGGCCAAGAAACACAUUCCUCAACUGCAAGAGCAGUUAUCCAAAGCCACAGGCUCUGCUCAGGAUGGAGCUGCAGUUACAUCCUCCAAGCCAUUAGGCGAUGGGCUAGCAGUCAGUGAAAUAGAAGCAGAUCCUGGUGAUGGACUAGGCAGAACUGACUAUGGCAGUGGAGAUGCUUCUCGGCCCAGUAGUGACAGUGCAGAGAGUCCCAAGAGUGGCCUGAAAGAGAGGAUUUAUCUAGAGGAAAACCCAGAGAAAAGUGAAGUAAUUCAGGACACUGACACUCAAUCACUUAUUGGGAGUCCCUCUACCCGUAUAGCACCUCAUAUUAUUGGAGCAGAGGAUGAUGACUUUGGUACUGAACAUGAACAGAUCAAUGGGCAGUGCAGCUGUUUCCAGAGCAUUGAACUGCUAAAAUCUCGCCCUGCUCACUUGGCUGUUUUCUUACACCAUGUAGUUUCACAGUUUGACCCUGCAACAUUGCUCUGUUAUCUCUAUUCAGACCUGUAUAAACAGACCAAUUCCAAGGAGACUCGUCGUGUCUUCCUUGAGUUUCAUCAGUUCUUCCUGGAUCGAUCUGCACACCUGAAAGUUUCUGUUCCUGAUGAAAUAUCAGUAGAUCUAGAAAAAAGAAGACCCGAGCUUAUUCCUGAGGAUCUACAUCGCCACUAUAUCCAAACUAUGCAAGAAAGAGUCCACCCAGAAGUUCAAAGGCACUUGGAAGAUUUUCGACAGAAACGUAGCAUGGGGCUGACCUUGGCUGAAAGCGAACUGACUAAAAUUGAUGCAGAGAGAGACAAGGACCGGGUAACUCUGGAGAAGGAACGGGCAUGUGCAGAGCAGAUUGUUGCCAAAAUUGAAGAAGUGUUGAUGACUGCUCAGGCUGUAGAAGAAGAUAAGAGUUCAACAAUGCAAUAUGUUAUUCUCAUGUACAUGAAGCAUUUAGGAGUAAAAGUGAAAGAACCUCGAAAUUUGGAGCACAAGCGAGGUCGGAUUGGAUUCCUUCCAAAAAUCAAGCAAAGUAUGAAGAAAGAUAGGGAAGGCGAAGAAAAAGGGAAGCGAAGAGGAUUCCCCAGCAUCUUGGGACCUCCAAGGAGACCAAGCCGUCAUGACAACAGUGCAAUUGGCAGAGCCAUGGAACUACAGAAGCAGCGCCACCCUAAGCACAUAUCCACACCCUCAUCUGUGAGUCCUGAACCUCAGGACUCUGCUAAGUUGCGCCAGAGUGGAUUAGCAAGUGAAGGAGCAGACAUUGGGUACCUGCCAGCCAAUUCCAUGUCCUCCGUGGUUUCAGGGGCCACUCUUUCCCAGGAAGGAGGGAAAGAGAAUGAUAUGGGAUCAAAGCAAGUUGGAGAAACGCCAGCAUCUGGAGACUCCUUAGAUGGCACACCUCGUACUCCCAGUACCAUCUUUGACUUCCCACCUCCUCCAUUAGACCAAGUGCAGGAGGAGGAAUGGGAAGUGGAAAGGGUGACUGAACAUGGGACACCAAAGCCCUUUCGAAAGUUUGACAGCAUAGCUUUUGGAGAAAGUCAAAGUGAGGAUGAACAGUUUGAAAAUGACUUAGAGACAGAUCCACCCAACUGGCAACAGCUCGUUAGUCGAGAAGUGUUACUGGCACUAAAGCCUUGUGAGAUCAAAAGACAGGAAGUAAUUAAUGAAUUGUUCUACACUGAAAGAGCUCAUGUUCGAACAUUGAAGGUUCUAGAUCAAGUGUUCUAUCAGCGAGUUUCCAGAGAAGGAAUUCUGUCACCUUCAGAACUACGGAAAAUUUUUUCAAACUUAGAAGAUAUUCUUCAACUUCACAUUGGGUUGAAUGAGCAAAUGAAGGCUGUUCGAAAGAGGAAUGAGACAUCUGUUAUUGAUCAGAUUGGGGAAGAUUUGCUGACUUGGUUCAGUGGACCCGGGGAGGAAAAGUUGAAACAUGCCGCUGCUACCUUUUGCAGUAACCAACCCUUUGCCCUGGAAAUGAUCAAGUCUCGUCAGAAAAAGGACUCUCGAUUCCAGACUUUUGUGCAAGAUGCUGAGAGUAAUCCACUGUGUCGUCGUCUGCAGCUGAAAGAUAUCAUUCCCACCCAAAUGCAGAGGCUGACUAAGUACCCUCUUCUGUUGGAUAACAUUGCCAAAUACACAGAAUGGCCAACAGAAAGGGAGAAGGUGAAGAAAGCUGCAGAUCACUGUCGUCAGAUCUUAAAUUAUGUAAAUCAGGCUGUUAAGGAGGCAGAAAACAAGCAGCGCUUAGAAGAUUAUCAGCGUCGCCUUGAUACCUCCAAUCUGAAGUUGUCAGAGUACCCAAAUGUUGAAGAGCUCAGGAAUUUGGAUUUAACAAAAAGGAAGAUGAUUCAUGAAGGGCCAUUGGUUUGGAAGGUGAAUAGAGAUAAAACUAUUGAUCUAUACACUUUGCUGCUGGAAGAUAUUCUUGUAUUGUUACAAAAGCAGGACGAUAGACUGGUGUUAAGGUGUCAUAGUAAGAUUCUGGCAUCUACAGGUGAUAGCAAACACACAUUUAGCCCUGUCAUCAAGUUGAAUACAGUGUUGGUUCGACAAGUGGCAACAGAUAACAAAGCUUUAUUCGUCAUCUCCAUGUCUGACAAUGGAGCCCAAAUUUAUGAACUGGUGGCACAGACAGUUUCUGAAAAGACUGUCUGGCAGGACCUCAUCUGUCGGAUGGCUGCAUCAGUGAAGGAGCAGUCCACAAAGCCAAUUCCACUGCCACAGUCACCACCUUGCGAAGGAGACAAUGAUGAAGAAGAACCUCCAAAAUUAAAAGUGGAACAUCAUGGCAUUUCAGUCACUGGUCUGCAGAGUCCAGACAGAGAUUUGGGAUUAGAGUCUCCUUUGAUGUCGUCAAAACCUCAAUCUCAUUCACUGGAUACCUCUGGGAAAUCGGAGGUGGAUGAUCUCUUUGUGGCUGAGAGACAGUUUGCAAAGGAGCAGCAUGCAGAUGGAACUGUAAAGGAAGUUGGAGUCAAUUAUCAAAUCACAAUCCCAGAUCCACACUUGCCUGUCUCAGAAGAACGGUGGGCAUUGGAUGCACUAAGGAAUUUGGGUUUGUUGAAGCAGUUGCUGGUACAACAGCUGGGUUUGACUGAGAAGAGCACUCAGGAAGACUGGCCACAUUUCCCAAGAUGCAGGACAGCCUCUCUGGGGGUGCAGGCCGACAGUGGAACCCAGAACCCUGAAAAUAUUAUGGCCUGUCGUCCUUGUGAAGGACAGAUGCCCUUGAGAACUGGCGCUGGUGACACUGCAGCUCGUUACGGUGCACGGACUUCAACUGAACCUUCUGCUGCACGGGACUCAGUGGUACUGGCAUUCCAAGAUAGCCAGGCAAGUAGCAUUUUAGUAAUGGACCGCAUGAUUCUGACCCCAGAGAUGCCUCCCGCAGAGCCAGAAGGGGGUCUUGAUGAGAGUGGAGAGCACUUUUUUGAUGCCCGUGAAGCACAUAGUGAUGAUAAUCCAUCAGAAGGUGAUGGAGCAGUUAAAAAGGAAGAGAAGGAUGUUAAUUUGCGCAUCUCAGGAACCUAUCUGAUCCUUGAUGGCUGUGAAGCAGUGCAGGAGAGCUCCACGGAUGAGGAGGUGGCUUCCUCGCUUCCCCCGCCGCCCACGACAGGCGUCCCCUCUAUGGACUCCACCCGCCGGCAGCAGCGUUCUCCCCAGAACGCUCAUUCUGAUGGGGCAGUUUCACCUUUCACCCCAGAAUUCCUGGUCCAGCAGCGCUGGGGAGCUAUGGAGGAUUCCUGUUUUGAGCUCCGGAGUCCCUCCUCUUGUGCAGAUUCACAAAGCCAGAUCAUGGAGUACAUUCGUAAGAUAGAGGCUGACCUUGAACACUUAAAGAAGGUGGAGGAAAGUUACACCAUUCUUUGCCAAAGGCUGGCUGGAUCAGCCCUCACAGACAAGCACUCAGAUAAAAGUUAGAGCCGCGUGUCCUGGAGGUGACUGCAGGUGGUUGGAUUUGAGCAUCGGCCUUGUAUCACCACGUCCUGGCUCCAGUGUGGACACAGAGAGAGUGUGUGACAGAGGAUCUGCCUGCGAACACCCUGGGGUAGCCACGCCCCAGGGGCCCAGAGCGGGACUGGUUCUUCCCAGCCUGGCAGCUGCACUAGUCUGUCAGUGAGGGGACAUCCGUUCUCUCACUCUGCUCUCCUCACUAUCGGAAAUUCAUUUUGAUUCAGAACAAAAACCAAAUGUAUAGAGCUUUGGGUGUAGAAUAUGAAAUUUUACUUAGACUUAAGAAAAAGAGAAAAUCAGAUGUAUUUAUUUGACUUCAUUCCGUAUUUGAAAGCACAUUUUAAUUUUUAUUUUGCCAUGUUUUGUUUUAAUUGAGUAGUGAGAGUUUUAGCCCUUUGUAUUUAGUACACCCAAGCAUCGAUGGCUCCCGAAGCAAAGAGUUCAGGGUGGGGUGUUAGGAGGUG